Rodentolepis nana is the source of this 3531-nucleotide messenger RNA. The record is from the annotation of a GenBank genome assembly. Lineage: Eukaryota; Metazoa; Platyhelminthes; Cestoda; Cyclophyllidea; Hymenolepididae.
AUGCAGCAAACUACUAAAAACUCGAAUAAUCUUUUACAUUCACCUGGUGAAAAUAAUCGAGAACCUCAAUUACUCUCUGUACCACAGGAAUUUGUUGGAAUGUUCAUUUCUCGAGCCCUAGAAAAAAUUGCAGCUGAAAAACAGUCUCGUAGAUAUUCUAAUAAUCAACUUCGAGAUGCUUGUCGUGAAGGAAUCGAAUAUCUAAAAACUCGGGUUAAUAUUUCUGAUGCGGAUAAAGGUGUUUCCCAUUUACCACCUUCUCAAUCCCAGGGUGGAGCUUUGUUAACAGAUGAAAAGCUGCUUCUUCCCUUUGAAUUAGCUUGCAAGAGCAGAAGUCCCAAAAUCGUAGCAAUAUCUCUUGACUGCUUGCAGAAAUUGAUUGCCUAUGGUCAUGUGCCCAAUGAUGCGUACGAUUCAUCUGGAACAGUACGAAUAAUCGAACGAAUUGUUCAGACUAUUUGCUCCUGUUUUAGUGGCGUAAAUACUGAUGAAGCUGUCCAGCUCCAAGUGAUAAAAGCUCUCUUGACUGUUGUUACUUCUUCAACUGUUGAGGUUCAUGAACGCGAUAUCCUCCUCGUUGUUCGAACUUGUUAUAAUAUCUACAUGGCAACAAAGAAUGUCGUGAAUCAGACAACAGCUCGUGGAACUCUAACUCAGAUGUUGAAUGUUAUUUUCCAGCGAAUGGAACAAGCCACCCUUGAUGCUGCAGUUCAUCACGAUCAAAAACUCUCGGAAAUCAAAUCACGGGUUGAAUCAGAGACAAGUAGUUACGUUUCCCGAACUUCUGUUGUGAUUCAUGGUGACCAAAAAUCCAUUAGUGAAACAUCGGUUGGAACGGAGACGAUAAAUAAUGAAUCUCUAGAUGGUCACGAUUUGGCGGAUGAGGCUUUGGAAUCUGAGACAUCAGCCAUGGAAACUUUCGAUAAAGAUGAAAAUAAUGGGUUUGAUAAUGAAAGCUUUGCUCCUGAUAAUAAUUUUGUCCCUGUUGAUGUUUCCAAUGUCAAGAGACCUUUUACUAAUAGUAUUUCAGAUCAUGAAAAUGACACUAUUGUCAAUAGAUCUGACCAUGAAAGUGAUAAAGAGGCCUUUGAUGUAAAACCUAUUACGAAUGAUACUCCAGAACAUGAGAAGCCAGGUUUGGGGGAAAAAUCUGAUUUAGAAAAUCAUAAUACUGAGUCCCUUGUAAACGAUAAUGAUUCUGAAGAUAAUGGCCGAGUAGAUAUGUCUGAUGAUCCAACCUCUCAACAUGAUGAUGUGCAGUAUCAUGAUAAAAUCGUUUCUGAAGAUGGUUCGGAAGUCAUUACUCAUAGUGAUUCAGUUUCUGAAAGUAACAAAGAAGACGAACCACCCAUUGAAUUCCAAUCCAAUAAAUCUGAGUCUACUAUUUCAUCGGCAUCUUCUUUAAGUAAGGGAUUCUCGAAUAGUCCCUCUGCGACGUCAUUGGACUCUUCUGAUGAAAAUGCUGCAACGGAAUACUACUUUGCCCACGUCACCCAAAAGGAUGCCUUCUUAGUUUUCCGUUCCCUUUGCAAACUGGCAAUGAAACCUCUAGCCACUACUAAUCCAAAUGAUCCAAAGUCCCAUGAACUUCGCUCCAAAAUUCUUUCCCUUCAGCUUCUUUUAAGUAUUCUUCAACAACCUGGUCCAGCCUUCAAGUCGAAUUCAGUCUUUAUUACAGCUAUCAAACAGUAUCUCUGCGUGGCUCUAUCAAAGAAUAGUGUCUCAUCGGUGCCUGAAGUGUUUGAACUAUCCCUGGCUAUAUUCCUCUGCCUUCUGAAUUUCUUUAAACAACAUCUGAAGAUUCAAAUUGAGGUCUUUUUCAAGGAGAUGCUGUUUGUGGUUCUUGAUUCACCAACUGCAUCAUACGAGCACAAAUGUAUUGUUGUGGAGACCCUUCAGCGUAUCUGUAUGGAUAAACAGUGCAUUGUUGAUGCCUAUCUAAACUAUGAUUGUGAUCUUGAAAGAGUGAAUAUUUUUGAGAAGUUGGUGAUUUGCUUAGCCAAAGUUGCCCAAGGUCGGCCAGCUGUAGAUGCGCGAACCACUCAACCACAACUACAAAUUCUCCGCAAAAAAGGAUUAGAAUGCCUAGUGCUAAUUCUAAAAUGCAUGGUUCGUUGGUCUAGUGAUCUCUUCAAUGUUGCCAAUGAUAGCCAGUCCUUCCUCGGCUCUGAGCCGGCGAGUAUUUCAGCACAUCAGCAUGAUACAGAUAGUGGAUCAUCAAUUCGUUUAAAUCAGGGCGUUGAAGAUGAUCCUGAAGACUUUGAAUCACGAAAAGCCCUGAAAGAAGUCUACGAGAAAGGUAUCUAUCUCUUCAAUACGGGGAAAAUAACAAAGGGAUUGGAGCUGCUACAGGAGAAUAAUUUACUGGGAACAAGUGUGGAGCACGUGGCAAUGUUUUUGCACAACGAAUCACGAUUGUGCCGUACAGCUAUCGGUGAAUUUUUGGGUCAGAAUGACACCUUCUCCUUGGAGGUUAUGUACGCUUAUAUUGAUUGCUUCGAUUUCUCGGGCAUGGAUUUUUUACCCUCGUUAAGGCAGUUUAUCUCCGGCUUUUGGCUACCUGGUGAGGCACAGAAGAUUGACCGGCUAAUGGAGAAAUUUGCUGCGAGGUACUGCUCUUGCAACCCGAAUAAUACGCUCUUCUCAUCAGCGGAUACGGCCUAUGUAUUGGCCUUCUCUAUUAUUAUGCUUACGACUGAUCUUCAUUCAGAAAAAAUUAAACAGAAGCAAAAGAUGAGCAAGGAGGAGUACAUCAAGAUGAAUCGAGGUAUCAACGACAGUCAAGAUCUACCACGUGAGUAUCUCGGCAAAAUAUACGACGAAAUUGCUCAAUGUGGAAUGCAAGUGCGCUCCGACAACAUGCCACUUGUGUUCUCUGGAAACAGUACCACAACAACAGCAACUAUUGGUGUUCGUGGCAUAAUGGAAUCUGUUAGUCACAUGCAGUCCGAAUUUACCAGUGCAACCCACUUUGAGCACGUUAGACCCAUGUUUAAGUUGGUCUGGACUCCCUUCCUAGCAGCCUUCAGCAUCGGGUUACAGGACUGUGACGAUUCGUUGAUAGCUCAUCACUGCUUGGAGGGCAUUCAAUGUGCCAUUCGUAUCGCCUGCAUCUUCCGUAUGGAACUUGAACGAGAUGCUUAUGUCCAAGCUCUUGCUCGCUUCACUCUCCUGCUGUCUACAACUCACUCCCAGAGCAACUCUCUAUCUGGAUCACAGUCGGCUGUUAUGAUGGGUAAUCAUUACAGGGGUCGUAAUGAUUCUACUCAUGGUCAACCCCAAGGAGGCAGCAUGUCCUUAAAUUCUCUUGCUGAUUCCACUUCGUUGAUGAAUGCUACACCGGAAAUGAUGAAAUCAAAGAACAUUGACAGUAUUCGAACUCUGAUCUCGAUGGCGCAAACGGAUGGAAAUUAUUUAGGUCAAUCCUGGCUACAUAUCCUACGUUGUAUCUCGCAGUUGGAGUCGGCUAAUGUUAUCGCGACUAGCACUGCUCGAUCACUUCCUCAUAGGCGCCAUACUUCGCGUAAGUAA